GUAUAGUGAGGUGCGAUGCUGUCAGUUAGCAAGCCGGUGUCAUUAGUUCAGCAGAAGAAACAGCAGUGGGCGCGAGAGAGAGAGGAAAUGUCACAUCUGUAUCUACCUUGGGGGUCCGGUGAGCGAUACACAAAUCGCUUAACGGUACGGAAUCAAUUUGCGAGUUCACUUGAACUGCAUAAGCAGGCUUAUGAAUACACAGAACCUAUACAGAGACAGAGAAGCCCCAGUUUGCCGCCAAUUCAUCACAUCGACGUGAACAAAACUAUUCUAGAUGACAACAAGAGAUCUAAGGAAACUGUAAACAGGAAUAUUCCGAGUGCGAAGAGAUUCGCUUUUUACGACGAGGAUGCGGAAGGUGAUACGUCUGGCUACGGCAGCGAGACGGUGAACCACAUGAACACAAGAAGCCAACACAAAAGCAUGCAAGACGUACAUAAUCAUAACCCAGAUAUUGUAGUCGCGUGGCAGCAAGAUGGAAAAGAUAAUAGGAAACAGUCAUCUAGUGAUCGUUCAGGCGGGGCGGAAGGCGCCUGGUCUGCAAGGAGCUCGGGAGCUGAUGAAGGGCGGCCGAGGUGGGGGGACCGCGGGGUUGCUACGGGUCGUUUGUGGGAGCCCACCCUGCCCACUGCUAGACUACCACAGAUGCCGAAUCAAAAGAAAGGUACACCGGCAUGGGUAGAGCGCGGAUUAAAUAUGAUAGAAAGUGCCUCAGAUGUAUUAUUGAUAGACCAAAGAAGUUCGACUCAUUCUGGUUUAGAUUUUGAUAAGUCGUCGUAUAAUGGCAGCGAUGAAGGAAGAUCUUAUCUCAGGGGGCAAAAUGUCCCUAUAGAACCUGAAAUAAAAGCCCAAAGAGAAACUAAGAGGUUAAAAGCAUUAGAGUUACAAACAGUUAUUUUAAACCAGUUGGAAGAACGCGAAAAACGGAAACAAGAGGAGAGAGAGAAAAAAUUAAGAGAUGAACGAUUGGAAGAGUUGAGAAUUCAAAGACAACAAGAAGAAGAUAGAAUACGUUUAGAAGAAGAAAAACGACAUACUGAAGAAAAGCAAAGGCUAGAGCAACGGAAAUUGGACGCUUUAAAAAAAGCUCUUGAGGAUGCUGAAAAAAAGGCAAGACAAGAAAAAGAGAAAAGGUUCCAAUAUCAUAAACAAGCUGCUAGUUCAAAUGUAUGCAACGAAAAUAAAACUUGUAUAGAGGAUAAAGCUUCAUUGGAAUCUGUUAGAAUAAGUCCAACGAAAACAGUCAGCCCGGCAAAAACUUGCAGAACGUAUAAUAUUAAUUCAGCACAUAGUCAAAAGAAAGAUAAUAUUUCUUCACAGCAGACUUCUACGUUUAAUUCGCCACGAUCCGUCGCAAAUGGAAGUGUAAAUUUAUACAUACAUAAUGUACCGCCCCUAAAAUUAGCUGAUAAUCAAUAUAAUAUAGUUCCCAUCGGAAUUAAUGGGUCGGGUGAAAUCGUUACAGGCCAAUCAAAUAGUAUACAAUUAGCUGUAUUAGUUCCACAAAAUCUCAAUAAUAACUAUUAUAGUGUUUCCGUUAACUCUAACUGUGGAAAUGAUACUUCUGAUUUGGGAAAAAUUUUAACACCCCGUAAGUAUCGAGAGUUAAGAACAAAAGAUGUUGCUACACAAACUGAUAACGAGACGUGCAUAAGCGCAAAAACCAAUAAAACAGAGUCUCUAAACGAAACUCAACGAUGUUUAGACAAAGAUUACUCCAAUAUUGAUGAAAAUGCUCCUCAAGAAGACCAUAGAAAUAGCAUGAAAAAAGAUAGACGUUUGCGGUCCGAAGAAAGAUAUAAAAAGGAUAUAGAAAAUCGUCCAAAGUGGGGAGCAAACCGACCUCAAGCACAAUACAAAAAGCAAAGUGAAAAAGAUCCGUUUUAUACUCAAAAGAGAAAAUUACGCCAUAAACAUAGGCCCCCAAUUAGACAAUAUUUAUCUCAAUCGAGUGACGAUAGUAGAUCUCCGAGCCCACCGACAAGGUCGGAUAAAAUUUCGGAAUCUAGUAGCAAACAACGGAAUUCGCUUAGUCAGUCUUACUGGAGGAAUAAACAAACAGGUCAAGAUGCAUCAAGAAUAAACAAUGAAUGUGAAAACGAAAACGAUUCACGAGAAUUUAUUUCUCUGUCACAAAUAACUAAACCAGAUAAAAUUGAUAAUAAAAACUCCAGCAAAUUUUCGCCAACAAAGCGGAUAACACUCUCUCAAAAAUUUAUUAAUGAUAAAUAUGGUAGUAGGAAGUUGUGGCAAGAAGAAAGCAUUGAAAGAAAUCCGAAAUACGUAAUUGAUACGGAAAUAUCGAAAAAAACUUUAUAAUAAUUAAAAGUUAAGUUAUUAAAUCGACUGAUAUAAAUUAU
This is a messenger RNA of Colias croceus (clouded yellow), 2360 nucleotides long. Its product is annotated as myb-like protein X. Gene Ontology annotation, biological process: cilium assembly. The record is from RefSeq and is a predicted model, not a curated record. Lineage: Eukaryota; Metazoa; Arthropoda; Insecta; Lepidoptera; Pieridae. The transcript has 5 exons. Gene Ontology annotation, cellular component: cilium; microtubule. Gene Ontology annotation, molecular function: microtubule binding. Bases 16 to 2319 code for a protein of 767 amino acids.